This is a messenger RNA of Neurospora tetraspora, 1586 nucleotides long. RefSeq names its product Phophatidylserine decarboxylase-domain-containing protein. NCBI's taxonomy places the organism in Eukaryota, Fungi, Ascomycota, Sordariomycetes, Sordariales, Sordariaceae. Gene Ontology annotation, molecular function: phosphatidylserine decarboxylase activity. The record is from RefSeq and is a predicted model, not a curated record. The transcript has 2 exons. The coding region runs from base 119 to 1501 and encodes 460 amino acids. Gene Ontology annotation, biological process: phospholipid biosynthetic process.
UGUUCAGACCUCUGGGAAACUACAAAAUGAUCAUGAUGGUUCCGUCUAGACAGGCCUCGGCAAUAGGACAUAGUAUUACGGUCAUCUAAAGUAACCAAGUGCCUACAAAGUCGACAACAUGGUCUACCAGCACGGAAACAACCACGACAUUCCGGACGAGCAUCGGGUGCAUAAGCCUGGAGCAUGGCUGCCCGCAGACCACCGCAUCCUCAAACACUGGCUCGGCCACCAUGUCAAACACGUCGACAAGGUCGGCGAGCAAGAGCUGAUUCCCGUUCUCAAGGAGUUCCAGGAUCUCAUCGAGAACAACACCCGCAUCCACAUGUACUUCUGCUCCAUGUGGGACGAAGUCCCUCACAAGCCCCCUUACAACAGAGACGUUACCGGCCAAAGCCAAAUCCGGGACUACAAGCACAUGCUCCAAGUGCUGAACCACGUCUUUGGCCGGGCACCCGAGUGGACCGAUGCCGCAGCGGGCGUCGGCAUGGUCGGCGUCCCUCUCGCCGCCAUCUUCGACUACGCCUCCAGCACACCCAGCGGGCACGCUGCCUUCCUAGAUCCCGACGUGAACCGCAUGCUCAAGAAGAUCCUAAACGAAUGGGGCAAGUACCUCAAAUCCCCGGACUCCGUCUCCGUCCUCGGCAACCACCGCGCCGGCUGGUUCGGCGAAGUAGGCUACAAAGACCUGAUGGAAGUGGCCAACGCCGCCGCCGGCACCUCGUACAAGUUCGAAGAAAUGUACCAGUGCGAUCCCUCGGCGCCCAACUACGGCUUCAAAUCCUGGGACGACUUCUUCACCCGGCGCUUCGUGCCUUCGGCCCGCCCCGUCGCCUCGCCCGAGGAUAAUCUGGUGGUGGCCAACGCGUGCGAGUCCAAACCCUACGCUCUGGCCCACGACGUCCAUCUGCGCGACAAGUUCUGGGUCAAAGGCCAGCCGUACUCGGUCCUGGACAUGCUCGCGCACGACCCGCUCAGCGAGCACUUCGCCGGCGGGACCGUCUACCAGGCCUUUUUGUCGGCGCUUUCGUAUCACCGGUGGCACGCGCCCGUGUCGGGAACUAUCAAGCGUGCGUAUGUCGAGGACGGGACGUAUUUCUCUGAGCCGCUCUUCCCGGCUAGUGGUGCAUCUGAUGAUCUUUCAGUGGACAGCACGGGCAGGGAAGGCGAGUACGAGAUCCUGCAAAAGGGGAUCACGGCGAGCCAGGGGUACUUGACGGCGUUGGCGACGAGGGCGAUCAUCUUCAUUGAGGCGGAGGCGAAGGAGAUUGGGUUGAUGGCGUUCAUCGGGGUGGGGAUGGACGAGGUUAGUUCGUGCGAGAUCACGGUUAAGGAGGGGCAGAGGGUUGAGAAGGGGGAUGAGUUGGGUAUGUUCCACUUUGGAGGAUCGACGCAUUGUUUGGUGUUCAAUAAGGAUGUUGGGAAGAAGUUACAGGGUUUCCCGAAGGUCGGGAGGGAGGAGAAUGUGCCGGUUAGGGCGAGGUUGUGUGCUGUUGGGAAGUGAGGGAUGGGAGUAUGUCUGCAUGAGUGGCUACCAUUAUGGUUAUUUGGCAAAAUCAAAGUGCUUGUGCUCAAGCAGCGUUCCUGAU